This is a messenger RNA of Megalops cyprinoides (Indo-Pacific tarpon), 852 nucleotides long. RefSeq names its product endothelin-2. The transcript is spliced from 5 exons. The record is from RefSeq and is a predicted model, not a curated record. Gene Ontology annotation, molecular function: endothelin B receptor binding; hormone activity. The coding region runs from base 104 to 616 and encodes 170 amino acids. NCBI's taxonomy places the organism in Eukaryota, Metazoa, Chordata, Actinopteri, Elopiformes, Megalopidae. Gene Ontology annotation, cellular component: extracellular region. Gene Ontology annotation, biological process: regulation of vasoconstriction; intracellular calcium ion homeostasis; vein smooth muscle contraction.
AGCUCUCACAGCCCUAGCCAGGAGUCUACUGACUGCGUACCUGUGCACUUUGGAUUUUUUCUACUACUGCACCUGGGGGAAAGACAAACUCAAGAACACUACAAUGGCCCUCUCACUGCACAUCCUGCUGGCUCUCACUGUGCUCAGCCUGUCCCUGCAGGACGGAGCCGGAAUCCCUCUACCGGGACAGUCCCAGCUCAGCGCCGAGCCCGCCCCGCACCGGGUGCGUACCAAACGCUGCUCCUGCAACAACGAGCUGGACUCGGAGUGCCACUACUUCUGCCACCUGGACAUCAUCUGGGUCAACACGCCCAGUAAGAUGACCAUCUACGGCCUGGGCAGCCCCCUGUCCCGACGCCGUCGUUCCACGGGACGCUGCGCAUGCGCCAACCCCGCCGACCGCACCUGCGACACCUUCUGCCACAACAGCUCGGAGAAUGCCGCUCUGCUGCUGGUAAACCCUUCCACUCAGUCCUGGGACUCAGCAGACAGAAGAACAAGCCCUGACCUGCUGGCCUCCCUCAGGAACGUGGUCCGAGCCAACACGCUGGCGGCCGAGCUGGGCAUCUCCCCGAGGAAGAAACCGGCCAGGUCCCGCAGGCCUCGCAACAGAUAGAGCUCCCGCGAGACGCCGACAGAAGCGCGAGCACCUGAUCAAAAAAGACGUCCCAGAGGAGGGACCCGAACGGUCCUCUUUUGGGGAGGUCUCCAUCCCGGGCCAACCCGGGAAACAGAACAAAGAACCAGGGAGAUGAACUGUGAGAGGGAGAGGGGGGUUACCCCAGGAUCUGUCCCCCCCCGACAUCGUCACCCUGACGGUCGGCAAACCAGAGAUCGGAGCACAAUGAAUGG